AUGGCAUCGUCGAAGCUGAUGGCGUCGCGGAAUUCAGAUCUUAAGAGAAAACUUUCUGCUUGCGCUUCGGGUUCUUCUACGAGGUUGGAUGAUUUCCUGAGAAAUUCUUACGUGGAUAGUGAUCCAGACUCGGACCCGAGUCCGGGCCCGGAUCGGGACCCAGCUAUGGAGGGGGAGAGUUCUAGUACUUUGUUGAAUGCGGAUAUUAAGUUGUUGGAUGCGGCCGGGGCUGUGACUCCGAUUAGUGAUUGUGAAGUGGGGAACGAGGAGCCCCCUCGCGCGAUUAGGAAGACGGUGGAUGAUGUGUGGAGGGAGAUUGUGGCGGGAAAGAAGAGGCAAGCCGAACAGGUGCCCAAGCAGGAGAUGAUGACUCUCGAGGAUUUUUUGGUGAAGGCAGGGGCCGUAGAGGGUGAGGCCGGUGGAAUGACUAUGGAGGUGAAGGAGGAGACUAUGAUUGGUGGGGUUUACGGGCACGAUAAUUCUCCGGUGGUGGGAAUAGGAAUCGGGUUAGGGGCAGGGGUGGAUGUUGGGGGUUUUGGGAACGGGAGAGGGAGAGGAAAGAGGAGCAUGAGCUUGUUAGAACCGUUGGAUAAGUUCCCACAGCAAAAGCCGAGGAGCUUGAGCUUGUUAGAACCCUUGGAUAAGGCGGCACAGCAAAGGCAGAGGAGGAUGAUUAAGAAUAGGGAGUCAGCUGCCAGGUCAAGAGAGCGGAAGCAGGCCUAUCAAGUGAAAUUUGAGUCAAUGGCAGUGAGACUAGAGGAAGAGAAUGAGCAGCUUUUGAAAGAGAAGGCAGAGCGGACAAAGGAGAGGCUUAAACAGCUAAUGAAGAAUGUGAUCCCUAUCACGGAGAAGCGAAGACCUUCACGUUUCCUUCGGAGAGUUCGUUCCACGCAGUGGUAA
Messenger RNA from Fraxinus pennsylvanica, 900 nucleotides. Lineage: Eukaryota; Viridiplantae; Streptophyta; Magnoliopsida; Lamiales; Oleaceae. The record is from the annotation of a GenBank genome assembly.